CGAAAAUAACCACACUGGGCCAAACCACGUAUUCACAACUAGGCUUUAAAAUCAAAAUCAAACUUCCGUCGAAGAACGGAAAUGGCGAGACGUCUCCGCCUUCUUCAGAAGUUCCCCACGAAUACCCCCUAUCUACCGUUCUGCAAAUGCUUCUGUUCCAACUCUGUACCAUCCAACCUCGACCACGUCGAACCUGACGCCGACAAACUCACCAGCCCUCAAGACAAAGACCGCCAUGAACAAGUUCGAAAUCUUCGAAUCCUCCUCCAACGGGGUAGCAACGAGACCGCCAAAAGGCUGAUGAAGUCUCUGAUCAUCUCUAAGUCUCCAUUCUCGUCUCCCUCUGACCUUUUCUCUCUCUUCUCUCUCUCUUCGCCUUCCUUCAGACACACCUUCUCAAACAUCCUCUUAUCCGUCUGUGCUGAAUCAAAGCUAGUCAAUGAAUCCGUAGAGCUGUACAUGUUAGUCAAGAAAGAUGGGACCUUUCCUUCUUUGUUGUCGUUUAAUAUCUUACUUGAAUCUUUGAUCUCUUCAGGUCAGUAUAGUAAGACCCUUGAUUUAUUCUCUGAAGCAGUCGAUUCGGGCAUUCGGGUCGAUAAAUUUACUUAUGGUAAGGCUGUGCAGUCUGCGGUGAAGUUGGGUGACUUGAAAAGGGCUGUGGAUGUGAUGAAUUCUAUGAAAAAGCGUGGUAUGAGCCCCAAUGGGUUUAUAUAUAAUGUUUUGAUUGGUGGGUUUUGUAAGGAGAAGAGAAUACAGGAUGCACAGAAGCUGUUUGAUGAAAUGAUUGACAAAAGGGUGGUUGUGAAUCGUGUUACGUAUAAUACACUUAUUGAUGGGUACUGCAAGGUUGGGAAUUUGGAGGAGGCGUUUAACGUUCGGGAACGGAUGAAGUCGGAAAAUGUGGAGCCGAAUCUUGUUACGUUUAAUUCCUUGCUAAGUGGGCUUUGUCGGGCGAGGAGGAUGGAGGAGGCGAGGAGGGUGUUGGAGGAGAUGGAAGCUUAUGAGUUAGUUCCUGAUGGGUUCACUUAUAGUAUACUUUUUGAUGGGCAUUCGAGGUGUGGUAAUGCUGAUGCUUCGUUGGCUUUAUAUGAGGAAGCAGUGAAGAAAGGGAUUCGGAUAAAUGGCUACACUUGUAGUAUUUUGUUGAAUGGAUUGUGCAAGGAAGGAAAGAUGGAUAGGGCUCAGGAGGUUUUGAAAUUUUUGAUAGAAGGUGGUUUUGCUCCAACAGAGGUGAUAUAUAAUACAAUUGUGAAUGGGUAUUGCCAUGCUGAUGAUAUGGGAAAAGCCCUUUCAACCAUUGAGCAAAUGGAAAUUCAUGGAUUGAAGCCUAACUACAUUACAUUUAAUACACUGAUCAACAAGUUCUGUGAAUUGGGUAAAAUGGCUGAAGCUGAGGAAUGGUUAAAGAAGAUGGCAGAGAAAGGAGCUCCCCCAAAUGCACAGACGUAUAACACCUUAAUUGAUGGAUAUGGACGGAGCCGUCAGUUCGAGAGGUGUUUCCAGAUUCUUGAAGAAAUGGAAAGUAAUGGAUUGAAGCCCAAUGUUGUAAGCUAUGGCUCGCUUAUAAAUUGUUUAUGCAAAGAUGGUAGGCUUCUUGAAGCUGAACUAAUCCUCCGCGAUAUGGUAGAUAGAGGGGUUAUGCCGAAUGUGCAAAUAUAUAAUAUGCUUAUUGAUGGUCAUUGCACAGGGGCGAAGUUGAAAGAUGCUUUCAGGUUUUUAGAUGAGAUGUUGAAUAAUGAUGUAGUUCCCACAGUGGUAACAUACAAUGCACUCAUAAAUGGGCUCUGCAAAAAGGGUAGAGUGGUGGAAGCUGAAGAAUUGACCCUCCAGAUUACAGGUAGAGGUUUAAAGGCUGAUAUGAUCACAUACAAUUCCCUAAUCUCAGGGUAUUCCAGUACAGGGAACAAAGCAAAAUGCUUAGAGUUAUAUGACAAUAUGAAAAAGUCUGGCAUUAAACCCACCUUGAAUACUUUUCAUCCUCUAUUUAGUGUAUGUAGCAAAGGAGAACUGGCACUGGUGGAGAAAAUGGUUCAAGAUAUGUCGCAGAUGAAUUUGGCUCCUGAUCGACUUGUAUAUAAUGAACUCAUUCGUUGUUACACAGAGCAUGGAGAUGUUCAAAAAGCAAUUGCCUUGUACCAUGAGAUGCUAGAUCAGAGAAUUCAUCCUGACAAGAUGACCUACAAUAGUUUGAUUAUGGCACGCUUUAAAGAGGGGAAAUUGGAGGAAGUGAAAGGUCUCGUCGAUGAUAUGAAGGCUAAAGGAUUGGUCCCUAAAGCGGAUACUUAUAGCAUACUGAUUAAGGGACAUUGCCAGCUUAAGGAUUUAACUGGGGCGUAUGAUUGGUAUGGAGAAAUGCUUGAGAAUGGUUUUCUUCCAAAUGUCAGUAUUUGUAAUGAGCUUUCCUCCAGCCUUAGAGAGGAAGGGAGAUUGCAAGAGGCCCAAAUAAUCUGCUCAGAAAUGAGCAUUAAGGGAAUGGAGGAUUGGAGCACAAAUGAGGAUCUUUCUGCUGUUGCCAAAAUGUAGUGAAGAAAUGGCUUGUAUGGAUGUUGCAGCAAAGAUCCUUUCAUUUUCUCAAAAGGGUACUAGAGGAAUUUGUGUCCUUUCUGCCAAUGGAGCUGUUUCUAAUGUUACUAUUCGUUAGCCUGGUUCUUCUGGUGGUAUCUUGACAUAUGAGGCAAGAUUUGAGUCCCGUACUAUCUCUUUUCCUUUAAAACUAGCAAUCUGUCUUUUGUGCACAUGGACUAGAUCUUUAACAUCAAUGAGAGUUUUAUUUUUUGAAUAUAUGUACAAUUGUUCCCUUUCUGGUUUUUCCAUUUGAUGGGAAGAAUGUUUCUUUCCAGGUUGCUUAGAUGGUUCAUAGCAUGCUAAAUUAUAGUCCUAAACUAUUAGUGUUUUUGUGUGCGUGUCAAGGAUAGUCCUAUUAUCAGAUGCUCUCCCAAUUUUAUAGGUAUUUUGAUCUUGCUCUUUUUUGCAUGUUCUUAAAUCCCUGCUUCAAGAACUAGUUGGGUUCUGAAAUUGUAUAAUCUGAAUGGGAAUUUAUAGGGAUCUGAAGUAAGAAAAAGGGAUAUGUGCUGAUUAGGCCAUGAUCAUCUCAUCACUAAUUAAUUUUCCUCAUCAAAGUUGCCACAAAACAAGUAUGAAGCAUACUUCAUUUACUAAAGAAACUUCCUGCAUCAUUGAUUUAAGCUUAAAAAUUCUGACCUUAAUCAAGGACUUGGGGAGAUCCAAUUACACCCGCAAAAAUGAUGAAGAACAUUUAUGUGCUCGUGUUACUAGAACUUAAGUCAACAAUCCUGUUUCCCACACCAGCAAGAAUUAAGAAAUGAUCUACAAUGCUUCAAUAUUUUGACAUUCUUGAUUCUUCCCUUCCUAUUUCUGGCAUGUGGUCUCAGUAACAACUGUUACUUGUAUCACCUGUUGAAAUGAAGUAAAAAUUUUGAAGAUAAAGAGUCAGCUUUUUGUAUUUCAAUAUUUGUUUGUGUUGACCACCAAAGUCUGUAGCCUAGCAGUAUUUCCUCUAGUGACGGACCUAGAAAAUUAUAUGAGAAGGGGCAAACUUAUAUAGUGGGGUUUUUCUAUAAUUUUAGUGGGGGCGAUUUUAAAUUUUAUAGGUAUAUAAUACCAAAACAAAAACAAAAAAUUCAGUGGGGGUGGAUGCUUCCACUGAGCCCACAGUAGAUCCGUCCCUGAUCUCCUCUACCUUCCAAAGUGAUUGUGAGGGUUAAAGUCCCCAUGGGGGUAAAUGGGUGUGUGAAUUUCUUGCCAAGGAAUAGAUAUUAUAUAUGUUGAAAGAGAGAAAGAGAAAGAAAAUAUAUAAAAACUUAUAUGUUAUUGAGUAAGUAAUACAAUAAUACAAUGGUGUUUAUAUAAGAAAAGCUACGGGAGUAGGUGAGUGGAGAACUAGAAAACCCUAUACAUGGUAAUUCUAUAUAUGGUAAUGAAGGGUAGGUGACAACUCAUACAAUACUAACUAUACACGUGUGACAACUCAUACAAUACUAACUGUACACGUGUGACAACUCAUACAAUACUGUACAACACUCCCCCUCAAGCUAGAGAGUAAAUGUCAAUAACUCCCAACUUGUCACAUAUGGAAUCAAUAGAGUUCUUAGGAAGCGUCUUAGUGAAGAUGUCAGCCAGCUGUCUACCAGAAGGAACAAAAGGUGUAACAAUCUCAUUCGAGUUAACUUUAGAUCGAAUGAAAUGGCAAUCUACUUCAAUGUGUUUAGUCCUCUCAUGGUAGACUGGAUUGCUAGUAAUAUGUAUAGCUGCCUGAUUAUCACAAUGGAGAGGAAUUGGGUACUGGACUGAAAUCCCAAGUUCCUGUAAAAGAGUUUUCAACCAAGUAAGAUUAUAGGCAGUGUGUGCCAUGGCAUGAUACUCUGCUUCAGCACUGGAACGAGCCACAACUGACUGUUUCUUACUCCUCAUAGUGACUAGAUUUCCUCCUAUGAAGGUGCAGUAACACGUGGUGGACUGUCGAUCAGAAGGAGAAUCGGCCCAAUCUACAUUUGUAUAUCCCUCAAUCAGAAGAUGUCCGGAAGAUCGAUAAAGCAGACCACGUCCCGGAGCACCCUUGAGAUGCUUCAAGAUACGUACAACUGCCUCUAUGUGAGGUACCCGAGGACUGGUCAUGAACUAGCUCACAACACUGACUGUAUAGAAGAUGUCUGGACGAGUGAUUGUGAGGUAAAUAAGUUUACCUACAAGUCUCUGAUAAUCUCUGGAUCAUCGAGUGGGUCACCAUCAUCCACUUUAAGUUUUACAUUAGUCUCCAUGGGUGUAGUUAUAGGUUUCGAACCAAGAUAUCCAGUAUCGUGUAAUAGUUCAAGAGUAUACUUCCACUGAGAAAGACUAAUGCCUUGCUUCGACCGAGCCACCUCAAUUCUUAGAAAAUACCGAAGUUUGCCCAAAUCCUUAGUAAGGAAGCCAGAACUCAAGUGAUGGAUUAGAACUUGUAUCCCACCUUUGUCACUGCCAGUGAUAACAAUAUCAUCUACAUACACCACAAGAAUCACAAUACUACGUCGUUUUCUUAAAAAAAAAAAAAAAAAGAA
Cornus florida is the source of this 5057-nucleotide messenger RNA. Its product is annotated as pentatricopeptide repeat-containing protein At5g12100, mitochondrial-like. The transcript has 2 exons. Gene Ontology annotation, molecular function: protein binding. The coding region runs from base 82 to 2523 and encodes 813 amino acids. NCBI's taxonomy places the organism in Eukaryota, Viridiplantae, Streptophyta, Magnoliopsida, Cornales, Cornaceae. The record is from RefSeq and is a predicted model, not a curated record.